This is a messenger RNA of Larimichthys crocea (large yellow croaker), 5699 nucleotides long. It is a transcript of the gene bag6l, whose product is annotated as BCL2 associated athanogene 6, like. Gene Ontology annotation, cellular component: BAT3 complex. Bases 442 to 4041 code for a protein of 1199 amino acids. Lineage: Eukaryota; Metazoa; Chordata; Actinopteri; Sciaenidae. The record is from RefSeq and is a predicted model, not a curated record. Gene Ontology annotation, molecular function: polyubiquitin modification-dependent protein binding; misfolded protein binding. The transcript has 26 exons. Gene Ontology annotation, biological process: ERAD pathway.
GUUAGCUUAGCUACCGGCUCAACCUGAGCGCGCGUCCCUCUUUUUAUUUAUUUAUUUAUUUAUUAGUUUAUUGAACAUUACACCUGGUUGUUGUGUUUACUUUAAGCAGUAUUUAAAUCGAAAGGAACGACCUCUGUCCGGUUUCCCCGUUGGACGGUGGAUAAACGAUCUCGAUUAGGUCGGUUAGUGCCGUUAGCCUCCCGAGGUGUUUCGGUUGAAAGGGAGACCGUGUUAACUGGUGACCUUUCAAGUCAGGUUGGAACACGACGAGGAUGCGUAGCUGUUAAACAAAACACCGAAGACAAACCGGCAGACGCAUUCGACUGAAGGUCUCCAGUUAACAGGGUCGCUCGUUAAUCCGAAACACCGGUACCUGGGUUAAGCUAAUAACAACAACAACAAGGCUCCGGAGCUGUCUGCAACCAGACGUUGUGGAUUAUUAUGGAGUCCAGCGGUUUGAUUGAAGUGACCGUGAAGACUUUGGACUCUCAGAGCAGGAGCUACAAAGUCAGAGGAGAGCUGACAGUGAAGCAGUUCAAGGAGCACAUAGCGUCUUCAGUGGAGAUCCCAGUGGACAAGCAGAGGCUCAUCUACCAGGGCAGAGUGCUGCAGGAUGACAGGACGCUGACCGAGUACAAUGUCGAUGGGAAGGUGAUCCACCUGGUGGAGCGUGCCCCACCUCAGGCCAACAUGUCUGGCUCUGGGGCUGCGGGUGUCUCCACCGGCGGCGUAGACGGUGGAAGCAGCAGCAGCAGCAGCAGCCAUGCCUCCACUUCCUCCCAGGGUGCGCCACACGAUCGCAAUGGCAACAGCUACGUGAUGCUGGGAACCUUCAACCUGCCCGUUAACAUCAUGGACCCUCAGCAGAUACAGAUGUCUGUCCAGCAGAUGAUGGCUGGAGUCGGUGAAGCUGGAAGGAACGCCAGGGUCAGCACCAGCUCCGGGAGCAACGGCUCAGUGGACGUGCAGAUCAACUUGGACCAGUCGGUGCAGAGUGAGCCGAGGAUGAGGCUGCAGCUGGCUGAGAAUCUGCUCCGAGACGCUUGUUCUCUGAUCCACAGGCUGGAGGGAGUGUCCAGCGACGGCAGCUCCCAAUCACAGCCGGAGGUACCUCAAUCCUCUUCCUCUCCGCAGCCAUCCUCCUCUUCUGUCGGAGGAGGAGCCGGAGCAUCACAACCCAUGGACACUAGCUCUCCUCCUGCUCCGUCAUCCUCCACCUCCACGCAGACUGAGGGGCCGGCCAACACUGGGCCUAAUCACCCGAGUCCGGCCGAGUUCGUGGAGGUGCUCUCCGAGGUCAGGAGGGUGGAGGAGAGGUUACGUCCCUUCAUAGAGAGGACGCACUCGAUUCUCGGAGCAGCCACGUCAGCGGACUACAACAACAACACCCAGGAGAGAGAGGAGGAUCAGCGCGUUCUCAACCUGGUCGGAGAUGCUCUGCGUCUCCUCGGCAACACCUUAGUUGUCCUCGGCGACCUACGUUGCAACCUAGCGACCUCUCCUCCACGUCACCUGUAUGUGGUCCGCCCCAUGGCUCAUUACACCCACCCGGUCCUGCUCCAGGCUGGUCUACCGCACAUGCCCAUUCCAAUAAACUUAGGGACGACAGUGACCAUGACCUCUAAUGGGAGACAGGCGGCUGAAGGGCAACGCCAGUCCUCUCAGACUGCUGGCCAAUCAGAUCAGCAGGCUUCAGGCCAGGCGACGCCUCUUCAGUCCAACGGGACCACUCAUCAACAAGGACCGGGCGGACCCCGAGUGAUCCGGAUCACGCACCAAACCAUGGAGCCGGUGGUCAUGAUGCAGAUGAACCUCGACGGUGAGUCAGCUGCUGGCUCUCAGGUUCCGGGGCAGCCAAAUGCUGCAGGUCCGGGACAGCCUGGAGUCACACCCGUCCACUUCCCGGGUCUGCCCCCUGAGUUCAUGCAGGCCAUCGUGCACCAGAUCUCCCACCAAGCCGCCGCCAUGGCCGCCGCAGCCUCAACAACAAGCCACUCGGCACAGAUGCCGCCUGGCUCAACACCCGGCCCUGAAGGAACCGCUUCCCCGCAGCCCCCUCACCCUGCUCAGGCCAGGGUCGUCAUCACAAGACCAUCCUUCGCCCCCCGCGUCCCUCAACCUGCGGGAACCAGAGGAACCACCAUCAACCUGAGGGCCACGGUACCCACGGCUGGCCAGCAGCCAGGACCGCAGGGUACACCUCUGGCUCCGUCCUCCCUCACUCAGAUGAUCAGCGGUCUGGUCGGACAGCUCCUGAUGCCGGGGCAGUCAGGUGAUCCCAUGUCCACCUCCUCCUCGACCAGCUCCCAGUCCUCCUUCUCUACCUCUUUCUCCUCCGAUUCCUCCACCAUGUCUCCUCCGCCAUCCUCUGCCAACACCUCCGGACAAACAUCCACCUUCACCACCAGCACUACCUCCAUGGGCCAGUCAGCAGAGGGCAGUCAUGAGGGAAAUCUGGCCCAGCUCCUGGGCUCUCUGCUGGGUGGAGUAUCUGGGCCGGGGGGUCCGGGCUCUGGACCAGCUCCCUCCAUCACUGUGACUCUGCCAGGCUUGCCCGGCUUCUUCCAGGGCAUGUCGGACUUCACAGCAUCACCUGCCGGUGGGACCGGUACUCCAGCCCCGCCUCAGCCCACCGGUCCUGCCCCGCCUCAGGCAGGCAGUGGUGCAGGCGGAGACUCCCUGAGCCCGGAGCUGUUCACCGGCAUCGUGCAGGGAGUCCUGUCCACCAUGAUGAGCUCUCUGGGGGCACAGCAGGGCAACGGAGAGAGCAUCGCCCAGUUCAUACAGAGACUGUCCCAGACGAGCAACCUGUUCACGCCCGGCUCCGGAGAUGCUGUGGGGUUCUUCGGUGACCUGCUCUCCCUGGUGUGUCAGAGCUUCUCCAUGGUGGACAUGGUGCUGUUGCUUCACGGGAACGCUCAGCCUCUGAGCCGCAUCCAGCCUCAGCUCACCGAGUUCUUCACCGAGCACUACCUCCAGGGCAGAGAGCCCACGGACGCCAACAUCGCCACGGCAGCCGAGGACCUCAUCAACGGGCUGGAGGAGUACAUCGCCGAGAGCUUCGCCACGGUGACGGUGCGAGAAGGAGUGGACAUCGUUCAGACGAACCUGUCUUUCCUCAGGCAGCAGUUCACACAGAUGGCCUCUCACAUCCUGCGCUGCAACAAUCACACGUUCGGCCCUCGUCUGCUCUUGCUGUGCACUCAGGGCCUCUUCGAGUGUCUGGCUCUGAACCUGUACUGCCUCGGAGGAGAGCAGAGAGCUCUGACCGCAGUCAUCAACCACCGCAUUAGGAGGAUGUCUGCAGAAGUCAAUCCCAGUCUGGUCAACUGGCUCACCAGUAUGAUGUCCAUGAGGCUGCACGUCAUUCUGGAACACAACCCGGUCACCGAGGACCAAAUCCAGCACUACGUCAUCUACACGCAGCGGCCGAUGAGUCAGAGCACAGAGGCUGAGGUGGAGCCACCGUCAGAGAGUCUGAACGCAGAGAUGGAGGAGACUUUGUCUCCGGCUCCUGCCACCACAGCGGAGGAGGCCAUGGCUUCAUCAGGCGACCGUGGGGAAAGAGGAGCACCUCCUGGAGACAGUACCACCUCAUCGGGGGACACUCAGUGUCUUGCCGGAGCCCCAACAAGACGGGAAGAGGCGGCCAAUGAGGUGGAGCAAUGGGCAGCAGCUGUUCCACCUGAAUGGGUUCCCAUCAUCAGACAUGACAUGCUGUCUCAGAGGAAGAUCAAAGCCCAGCCGCCGCUGUCUGACGCCUACCUGCACGGGAUGCCGGCCAAGAGGAGGAAGACGACCCAGUGUGAAGGACCACACCUGUCCCUGUCAGACGCAGUGAAUCGAGCUGCUCGUGCCGCGGGAGUCCUGCCCGCCACCGCCCCAAACAGCCUGCAGGUGGAGCUGGAGAGGCCAGAGCUGCAGGAAGCGUACACCAAACAGGUAAAGAGUGACCUCAAAGAGCGAGUGAGAGACGAUCCGGACUACAGCGCCCAGAGGUUCCCCAACACACACCGAGCGUUCUCUGCAGAAGAGUCCUAAUGAUCUGCGGCGCUGUGCCACAGAGGAGCAAGGUUCAGGUCCAGAAACAGGAUCUGUGCACACUACCUGCAGCAUGGAACUCUGGUUCAUGUAGUGUCCUAACAUCCCAUUGUAAACAUGGACGACUGACUUCACCGAAUGAUCCCUCCUCCUCCUCCUCCUCCUCCUCAGAGCGUGACGUCAUCUGCUGUAGUUUAGUUAGAAAGGAGAGAAACCUGCAGACCCUGAACGCCUCGCGGCUUCAGGACGUGCGAGUCACCUCAUCGUUAAAAAACAUUCCCCCUUUUGAGACUUAACGAUGGAAUCAGUUAGCGAAGCAUCGGCGAGGUCUGACAGCAGGUCGUUGCGGGAGAGAGGACCGGGCCACAGAUCUGUAGGUCUGAAGCAGUCUGAGCAAAUCCACUCGACACAUACCACGGAGCACGAGGGCCACUGUUGAGUCGUAAUGUUUAGAGAAAAAAAGUUGUUUGUUAGGUCCCAGCUGGAGAGGAAAGGAAGCAACAUAAAGUAGAUGUACUCAGUGAAAUAAAGUUACCCAUUCUCUGGAGUUUGGAUUAAUUGUAGCAGCCGCUAUCCAUUAAAAAAGAAAUGGGCUCGUACUGAAACAGAAGUCCACAGUCACGUCAAGUAACCAAAGAGCAACAAACUUUAAUUGGCAUAACAUGACAAACUAAACUAGAAACGAUAUGAUAUGGAGCCAUGUGGCGUUGUGAAACGUGAUAAUAGUGAGACGGUCAACAGAAAAUAUUACAGCCUCUUUGUCCAACUCCUCCAACCUUGCAACCUUUGUCUUGAAAUAAUACGACUGUUGACAGGUUGAGUCUUCUGGUCUAAGACACAAUUGAUUUCACACAACAGACGACAAGUUGACGGUUUAAUAUCAGGAGACAAUCUCACUCAGCAUAGAAAGAUACAGACUUAAUGGACUCUCAGCACGCUUCACAUUCCUCUGUCCGUUGUCACUUGAAUCAACAUUUAGGUUUCUCCUCUGACCCCGAUCCUUUAUUUAUCCUACGGUUACAGGAAAAACAACUAUAUAUCUGUCUUGGGCCUCUGCAUGUCAAACUGUUACAGGAAUGCAAACAUACUUAUACACAAACUUUUGUCACAAAUCCAACAGCUUUAUUCUCAUAUUUGUACUUUUUUUUCUUGUAAAAUUUCUGACUCGAGUCUCAUUCAAAGAUGAUUUUUCUCUCUAAAUAUUAUGACUGUUUCCUAACAGUGGUCCUGAUUCAUACUGAGCAUUCCUCUCCUUAUGUUGUAAAUGUAGUUGCAUUAUUAUAUAUCUGUAUAAGGCGAAACUGUAAAUGAGUUCACUCUGUACAUAGUAAACGAGCAGUAGAGCUUUGUCGGUGUCGGUCGGGUUAACCAGAUUUUAAUUUGAUUUUUUUAGCAUCUUCUAGAACCGAGAUGAUUAGCUCAUGUUUAUAUUUUAGGGCAUUGUCUUCAUCGCUCACACUGGUGUCUGUUCAAACAGGACGCUUCAGUGAUGUUAUCUGACCGUGCGUUCAGCUGUGUUUUAUAAUAAUUAUAAUAAUAAUAAUAAUCAGCCUGAGCAGGCCGUGCUGAUGUUCGGCUGCAGUCAGUAGAGGUUCGUCAAACUGUGAAUGGUUACUCUGUGCUUGUUAACAUCACUGAAAUAAAUUAACUUAAUGAUG